GAAGCUCAUCGACAUGGCCUGCAAGCUGAUCGUCCUCGCCGCCCUCGUGGCUGUGGCCCGCGCCGGCUACCUGGGUGCCCCUGCAGUCUACGCCCCCGGCGCCCCCAUCGCCGCCCGCGCCUACGCCGCCCCCGUGGCGUACGCCGCCCCCGCCGUGAGAGCCGCCCCCGUCGCCGUCGCCGCCCCCGCCGCUGUGGCCGCCGCCGAGUACGACCCCCACCCUCAGUACAACUACGCUUACAGCGUGCAGGACGCCCUCACCGGUGACUCCAAGAACCAGCAAGAGAUCCGCGAUGGUGACGUCGUCCAGGGCAGCUACAGUCUGGUCGAGCCCGACGGUUCCAUCCGCACCGUCGACUACACCGCCGACCCCGUCAACGGCUUCAACGCCGUCGUGCACAGGGAGGCCGCCGCCCACCCCGCCCCCGUCGUCGCCAAGGUGGCCGCCCCCGUCGCCUACGCCGCCCCCGCCAUCGCCAAGGUGGCCGCCCCCCUCGCUUACGGAAAGGCAAUUAUUGGUUAAACGAAGCAAUACACUAAUCUCACAAAGAGUUGUCAACACUGGUCGAAAUUGUAAAUAUUACUUUCUCUGUACUUGAA
Messenger RNA from Schistocerca piceifrons (Central American locust), 600 nucleotides. Its product is annotated as cuticle protein 21-like. Lineage: Eukaryota; Metazoa; Arthropoda; Insecta; Orthoptera; Acrididae. Gene Ontology annotation, cellular component: extracellular matrix. The transcript is spliced from 2 exons. The record is from RefSeq and is a predicted model, not a curated record. Bases 14 to 523 code for a protein of 169 amino acids.